ACUGAAAAUGCUGUCAGUCUGCGCAUGUGUGAUAAAGAUUUUUGAGAUGUGUCCGGAAGUCGUGGUCUGGGGAAAGCGUGGGUCUCAACAACGGAGUGCAUCUUGUAGGGUGUGUAGUGUAAUAUUUCAGAAUGUCCUCUCUUUUGAUAAAUGAAAUUUUAACGAAUUGCACCUACACAGACAAGAUUUUAGAGUCGUUUAUCUGGCCGAUAGACUCGUUGCCAGAUUUGGAGAGGAUUGAGGCUGUUAACAUAUUGAUUGAGGCAUGUAAUGUGAGAGGCUCUGAGGAGAAUCGGGAUAAAUUAUCGCCAGGAGUGAGAGCUCUCUUGUGGGAUAGGUGUAUACCACUUUUAAGGCAAAUCUCAGAAAAUGGUUUACAUAAAAACGAGCCCGGUUUGAAGGCGCUUCAUGCUCUCUGUCGCCUGCUUAGCAGCUGUUUAGCUCUCCUCUGUGACUCUGGGGAGGUAGAGAAGCUGACUAUGAUCACCUUACCAGUAUUUCAAAACUUGGAAGGGGAGGAUUGCACCCAAAGCAAAGGACAGUUUGACAUAGACGUAGCAGUAGAGGUUCUGGCGGUUCUGCUACCAUCAUUGACGUCCGACUUGGAGUUGUUAGUAAAGUUGACAUCAUGCAUUCUGUCAGCAGUGAAGGUCCUGUCUGAUGACCGAGUGUCAAAAAUCCUCGUCCGUGUUUUGUUUACGCUUCUCAACUGUGUUAAUGACAGAAGCAGAACAGACAUUCUCCAGCGCCUAUGGCUGGAUCUAUGCACUUGGCACGAAAGCGAGAAGAACAUGACCGUGACAGCUCGGACAUUAUUGUGCCUUAUUGCCGUGUCAGACUACCUCUUCACACCUAGCGAAAUGUCUUUACUUCAUGACCGUCAUAACUACCUCUCAGACCCUAGAUUGUCACAAUCGUUUUGGGUAAUUAUUCAGUCCGGACUGACCCACAGAGAUAACGUGGCGCGCAAGCGAGCCCUGUACUUGUUGAAGAAAUGCGUCGCGCUGUCCGAGGCGGAGAACAUGGAGUUUCUCGCAUCGUCAGACGGAGAGAUGUGCUUUUUCAGAUGGACACCCAGCAAAAGUCAAGUACUGCAGAAAUUCUGGCAGGAUUAUGUAUUGGUUAUGGAGACUCUGGAAGAAAAUCAGAUUCAUGUGGUGCGUCCUGUACUGAACCGACUUAACACAUUGAUUGAAACAACAGCAAGCGGCAAGAAAGAUGCUGCCCUGGUGCACCCUUCAUGGUUGCUGUGUGUGUACCAGCGUAUGUUCCACAGCGAGAAUAAGGCAGUGAUGAAGGAGGGAGUGCACCACUUGCUGGAGCUAGAGUUGCUGAAGUGUCCAGUCUUCGCCCUGGCUUUCUCACAGUUCAUUGUUGGCCCUUUCAUGGAUGUCUUGUCUGACAGCACUCUCUACCACAGGUCAACCAAUCAAAUCAUUGGGGAGUGUCCUGAAGUUGGGCUGAAGCUUCAGGAUUUCUUGGUCAACUUCUUUGGCAGUUUACCCGAAGAACACAAAGGCUCUGUGCUUCUGCAGCUGAUCCAGCGAAUGGGAUCUCGGCACUGGUGUGCAGUCCCCCUCCUCUUCCUCUCCCAGGCCUUGGCUCGACUCCUUCCCAGCCCACUACUGGGCCCAGAUGGGCUACAGGCACUGAGGGAGGUCCUGCGCUGCACGAUGAUCACUCACCAGGUGCAGCUCAGAGGCGCUGCUCAAUGCUUCUUGCUCCACAGCGCCCUCUGUUGGACUGAUGUGCAAGCAGUGACUCUGGAGGAGGUGUUUAGCUUCCUUGUUCACUUUCGUUACGAUGAGUCGCUGUGCCGAGGAACGGCACUGUGGAAAGAGGUCUGUGAUUGGUUUGCGAAUAAUAAAGGAAAGUUCAGGUCAGCCAUGGGGAAAUCAGGCACUAUGACACCACAGGAGGCAGAGCUGACCAGUGCAGCCACAGAGGUGGAGGUGGCCUCCUUGCAGAGCUACACCCAGCACCGACUGGAGGCUUUCCUCACCGUACCGGCCAGCACAGAGCAGACAGACAGCCUGCCAGACAGUGGAGAAGCAGAGCUCCUGUCCCUGGCCAUCCUCCUCUCAGCAGACGUGGAGGAGAGUCCAGGCAGAGACGGCGGUACACAGGAGACUCUGGAGCGCCUCCUGCUCCCCCUACUGGACGUCCUGCGUCGGCUCAGCACCAGCCUCUACCUGCCCCUGCGGAAGAGUGACAAGAGCCUGCAGCUGCUGCUGCGCCUUCUCAAGCUGCGGAGGAGUCGAACAGGCACAGACCCAGAGACCAACGCAGAUGAUUGUGUAGCAGCCACGGUGUCAGCUCUGGUGCUGACCGUGGUGGAGCCAGUUCAGAACUUCAUCGCCCGCAGGCUGACUGGGGAGCUGCAAGAGGUGUGUGAUGUUGAGCGCGCGGGGCUGUAUCUGGCUGUGCUCAGAGAGCUGUUGCAGGAGUUCAGCGGGGUGCCGUGGUACCAUGGCAACAUGCAGCAGAGCUUCCUGCCCGGCCUCAGCGCGGGUAGCCUGAGGACCCUGAGCGAACCCUCUGAGCAGGUGCCCUCUGUCCGUGGGCAGGUGCAGAGGGCCGUGGCGAUGGCAGUGCUCUCUCUGCUGUGUGAGGUGGCCCGUGGCAAAGUGUUUAAUGCCAGCCUGUCUCUAGGCUCCCUCAGAGAGCACUUCUACCGCCCCGAGCACCUCAACCAGGCCUUGCUAAAGCCCGUGGCCACAGCAAGUGAUGUUGAUGACAGCCCCCUGCUUCGAGACUGGGGCCGUGUUGCUGCCCAUUUCAUUGGUGACCAGUGGACCUGUCUGAGCUUCCUGCAGCAGGUUGCUGUCCCCGUGACUCCCCUGGAGGCCCCUGGGCUCCGUGCGGCCCUGCAGGCUGCGGUGGAGGCCCUCUCUCUGCUGCCCAGUGAUCUGGUGCUGCCUGUACUGGACUUCAUGGCCUCUGUGCUGCCACAGAUGGCGGUGUGCGAGGAGAAUCAUUGUGUGGAGGCGGUGGCUCUCAGCUGGAAGGUGGUGCAGGGGCUAAGCAGCAACGCCCAUGACUUCUGGCCUGCGCUGCAGGCGUUCGUACGGCUGGCCUUCCACAGAGCCGCCUUGGAUCUGAUCCCAGAACAGGCCCCCAUGCUCACCACCACCAUACAGCAGAUUGGCUGUGAGCUGAUGGAGCUGUCGGAGGUCAAAUCUGGCGUGUUCAACACCCUCAUCAGCCACUGCUGCCGCACCUGGCUGCCUUCUGACCCAGGAAGUGAAGCUCGGGAUGACGCACGGUUCUCCAGUGCUCUCACACACCUGGACAUCCUGAAGGAGGCAUGCCUGCAUGGGCCUGUGUUUAGGAGAGACCAGAGGCUGAUACAGGAAGUCCAGGUUUAUGUGGAGCAGCUUGGAGAUCAGUGUGCCGCCAACUUGGCUAUUACCAGAGAUGAGCAGUUCCCACGUGUUUGUGUGCUAGCCUUUCUCAGCCGCCUGCAGCCAUCCAAUGAGCUCCACCAGGCACUCCUAGAGAAGCUGGUUCUGCAAUUAGUGGAGAAGGAUAAAGGGAUAGCCAAAUCAAAAGCACGUUACUAUAGCAACUCCUUGCAACACCGCAUAAGGAACAGGGUGUGGCAGACCCUGCUGUUGUUGCUGCCCAAACUGAGAAGGGAGUUUGUUGUGGGGACGCUGCUGGGCUACGCCUUUGAGGCGGGCUUCAGCAGUAACCAGGCCUCCGUGAAGUACCUCAUAGAGUGGGCCAUGGUGCUCAUGCUCUACCACAACCCCUCGCAUAUGGACCACUUCUGGGCCUGCUUUAGUGGUGACCAAGAGAAGACUAAGACUAGUAUCUGCACCUUCCUGUCAGUGCUGGUGCACAUGAGCAUCCUGCUGCCAAGACUGGAGGACCAGACAGGACAGUGGCGUAAAGCCCUGGAGGUGAUACUACUGUGGUGUUUCAGCCAUAACUUCAGUGUGCGUCUGUACGCCCUCCUGGCCCUGAAGCGGGUGUGGGGACUGGAGGGCCCACGGGCCGCGGCUGAAGGGGUCCCGGGCGGAGCGGACGCUCUCGGAGGGCUGGCCACCAUCAUCCAGGCCUGUCUGAACCAGGCCGAGGCCAUGCAGAACACAGGAAAUGCCAUGAAGAACUGGUCCAGGAUACAGGAGCAUUUCUUCUUCAGUGCAUUCCACCCACUUAGGGAUUAUAGCGUGGAGACCAUUUUCUACUCAUUCCCCCGCUUGUCUGAACUGUCAGACGAUGAAUGGAUACCUCCGUGGAAGUUUGAGAAGAUGGCGGUGUUCUCGGCAGACUCCUCGCUCCCUGUGAGGAACCCAGUGCCAGAUCUUAGCCAGAUGCAUCCUGGAGACUGGAUCCAGCAGGACAAAGGUGAGCUGGAGCCGGAGGAUCGCUGGACGGAGGUGCAGAAGAAGAUCACCGCCUGGAGGCUGAGCUUCCACGAGCAAGAGCCGCAGCUCGCAGCCCAGCAAAGGGCACUGCGCCUGGGCAAACUCACUAGUGCCCUCCUGGUGGUCGCCUCGCUCAUCGACAAGCCCACCAACCUCGGAGGGCUGUGUCGCACCUGCGAGAUCUUCGGGGCCAGCGCUCUGGUGCUGGACAGCCUCCGCCAUGUCAGUGACAAGCAGUUCCAGGCUCUGAGCGUCUCCUCGGAGCUGUGGCUCCCGCUGCUGGAGGUGAAGCCUGCCGACUUAUCAGCCUUCCUGCAGGGGAAGAAGACAGAGGGCUACUGCAUCGUGGGAGUGGAGCAGACAGCCAACAGCCAGAGCCUGCAGGACUACAAGUUCCCCGAGAAGACUCUCCUGCUGCUGGGUAAUGAGAAAGAAGGCAUCCCUGCCAACCUACUGCAGCUGCUGGAUGUAUGUGUGGAGAUUCCGCAGCAGGGCGUCAUUCGCUCCCUCAACGUGCACGUCAGCGCCGCCCUGCUGGUGUGGGAGUACACACGCCAGCACCUGCAGCCCACCCAGUGAAUCUACCCUUGCCCCACCGCUCACCACACCCACUGUCAGUCAGUCCCACCACAAAGACCUUCACAAAUGACUACGAUCAUGGACUACACCUCUAACUCGUUCAUCAACACUCAAUCCAGUACCAAUUCUAGACUGCAUACUGCUUGUUUUGGUUUCAAAUGAGAUUUCCAGCAACUGAAUACAUUUUGCCACACAGGAGAAGUGUGCUGUGUUCCUGGUCCCUGGUCCACUCACACCAACCCCCCCCCCAACAAAAGGACCCUGACUGACUGACUCAUGAUUGGAUUUACACCUGUGGUUAGGAAUCCAAUCGCUUGCUGUGCUUUUGCUACACACUGCGCGUGACAUUGAAGUCGGUCGUUUGUUUUCCUGUAAUCUUGACAAACAAGGCCACAGCAGGCUGGGCUGGGUGCGCUGUGGGCAGAGUGGAUAUGAUGAGGACAGCUUUAUUUCCCCCAUGACUUGCUCAUUUCAGGCUUGAAGUACCUCCUGCUCCCCCUCCCUCCCUCUGUCUCUCUCUCUCUCUCUCUCUCUCUCUCUCUCUCUCUCACCUCUCUCUCCUCCCCCUCUCUCUCUUCCUCUCAGUCCUCCCCCUCUCCCCUCCAACCCCUCUCUCUCACCUGCUCGUUCAUAUGAAGGGAGAGAUAAUGAAGUGAACCCUCAGCUAGACCCAUCCCAAGAAUUACAUUAGAAUAUUCCAGCCUGCACAGGGUUUGGCAGGGCACAUCUUGUGACUGAAGAGUAGAGCUUGUUCAUUUGCCUUAUUGCCUUACUUUGACACAAACUGUGCUCACUUUUUUUUUUUUUUAAAUGACUGAUUAUGUGUUGUAUUUUAAAUAAAUAAACUAUUCUUACACAUGUAAUUCCUUUUUUUGCUCUCAGUUAUAUAUAAUCUGUCCUAUAUGUAUCAUUUGAGCUGGCAGUUCAGUUGGUAGUAGUUCAAAGAUAUUGAGGCUCCUCAUACUCUACAUGCACAAGUGCAAACGGAGCCCUAUUCAUGAAGACGUAAAACAACUGGCUCAAUGGCAAAUCCCUGUGAUGAACGCAUUUAGCGAGGUGAUUUGGAACCCACCUUAUUCGCCACGCCUAGUUCCGUGCGCAGGUGUGAGGCUGGAGACGUUGGUAGCAGCUUUACCGUUUAGAGGGUCGAAGGGGAAAGUAAAUAUGACACUAAUAGUAAUUUUGGUUAUAUAGACAGCAUAUGAUGAGACUUUAAUCGACGGAUAAAACCGGGGUAUAUUGUGGCUGGAAAUCGCUAAAGCACAUUCGAUGGCAUGGAUUUACAUCAAGAUUGUGUUUUGAAUUUUAAAAUACUCCAGACCCGUGGGCACCCUUA
Clupea harengus (Atlantic herring) is the source of this 6288-nucleotide messenger RNA. It is a transcript of the gene tarbp1, whose product is annotated as TAR (HIV-1) RNA binding protein 1. NCBI's taxonomy places the organism in Eukaryota, Metazoa, Chordata, Actinopteri, Clupeiformes, Clupeidae. The record is from RefSeq and is a predicted model, not a curated record. Gene Ontology annotation, biological process: tRNA methylation. Gene Ontology annotation, molecular function: tRNA (guanine) methyltransferase activity; RNA binding.